Messenger RNA from Hevea brasiliensis (rubber tree), 981 nucleotides. Its product is annotated as MYB-like transcription factor ETC1. Gene Ontology annotation, cellular component: nucleus. The record is from RefSeq and is a predicted model, not a curated record. Gene Ontology annotation, molecular function: transcription cis-regulatory region binding. Bases 407 to 634 code for a protein of 75 amino acids. The transcript is spliced from 3 exons. Lineage: Eukaryota; Viridiplantae; Streptophyta; Magnoliopsida; Malpighiales; Euphorbiaceae. Gene Ontology annotation, biological process: cell differentiation.
GGAGUGAAUCACGUAAAUAAAUAUGAGUAUUUUGUGUAUUUACUUUAUUUAGCUUCCGCGGUGUUAUUGUGUGAAUAUUCAUGAGGGAAGUAAAUAAAAUAAUUAAGUUGAAACACUUGUGUUAGUGUGUAUGUAAUGUAGUGCAUAUGCAAAAGACUGAAAAAGACUAGCUUGGCAGAACUCUAUUAGCAUAUGAGGUGAUAAUCUCUGUUUGCCUAAUUAUAAGACGAAGGAGGUCAACCCAACAAACUAUAUAUGGCACCUCAACCACUCAUCCAAGUAAAGAACUACCAGUCUCAAUUUCUCAACCACCAGAACAAUCAUUCUCAUAUUCCACCUUAUUAAAUACUGAUCUACUACAUAGACCUUGCUGAUCCAAAACGCCACCCUUUCUUGUAGGAAUGAAAUGGGGGACUCAUUAGGUCACACCUCAAAUGACACUACUAGUGAUAUUAAUACUAAAGAUGUAAAAAGUCAAGAUUCUUGGCCAGAUUUCUCUGAGGAUGAGGAGAGUCUCAUUGCUAGAAUGUUUAGAUUGGUUGGAAAGAGGUGGUCACUAAUUGCUGGAAGAAUACCAGGAAGGACAGCAGAAGAGAUAGAGAAGUACUGGACUACAAAAUAUAACUCUAAGUGAGAGGUGAAUUUUAAUGACCCAGAACCCUGCAGGCAGCAGGUGGUUGAGAAAGCAGAAAGUUUCACUUUUCUUUGGUGGAUAAAUGCUAAUGGUGUAACAGUUCUUGUUCUUGAAACUUUGUAAUGGAUUUCUGUACUACUUCAAGACUUCCCCCAGUGGAUUGCUUGUAGAUUAAAGACAGUAAAUUUCGGUGUCUUUAUAUCUUAGAGAAAAAGAAAUUUGUACACUGCUAGCUUUCAUUAAUAAUUUUACUAGUCUGAAAUAUUUGUCUUGUAUUGUACUGUUCAUUUACAUUUCUAAACCUUGCAAGCAAUCUAUGGGAAAAAUAUGCAGCUGCUUGAUGAUUA